CUACGGUUGCACAAAGUGGCUAGUAAAUAAACCGUGCGGAAGCAGCAGGAGCAGAGAGUCCGGGCUCUAGUCGAGUCGGUCCACUGACCACGUGAUCUUGGUCAAUUCUAUCUCUGAGCCUCAGUUGCCUCAUCUGCAAGAUGGGAAGAGAAGCUUUCCUCGGCAGUCUUCACCUAGCGAGAACAGCUCAACGAAUGUUCCUUGGUUGGUUCUGGGCCCGGCCGCGGAAAGGCAGUGGGGAUGCUCGACGGAAAGGCAAGGGACCAGGGAAUCCAGAUUCUUUCUCCGGGUUCCUCUCUAAAAAGGAGUCAGGCCAGGAGUCUAGGACCUGUUAGCUCGGACCUACCCGGUGCGAAGACCCCCUGCCGCAAGUCCAUCAACAGAACUUUAACAAGAAAGCGGAAGGAAGGGAGGGUCAUUUUCUUCUUUUUCUUUUUUCCUUCAAAUACCGCUCCAAAAAGAAAAAGAGGGAAGCGUGUUUCGGAUCAGCCCCGGCUCACGCGUGGAUCCGCUGCGGCGCCCCCCGCUGCCCGCUCCCGCGCCCCGCCCUCCGUGCGCAGUGCCUCGGGCCCGCGUGGCCACGCCGGCUUGGGUGCGACUGGAGGGCGCUUGGCGUCCCCUGCCAGGCGGGCCGCCUCUCGCCCGGUUCCUAGAGCCCUAGGCCGCCGGAGCGUAGCGGGCCGUGGCCGGUUUCCGGGCGGUGGCUGGGCGCGGGAGAUCGGGCUUGGAGGCCGAGCGCCGGGGUUUCGGAGCCGGCAGACGGGGCUUCCAAUGCGGGCUCUGCCGCUCCUCGGCUGGGCGGUAGCGAAGAACAUCCUUCAGCUCCCUCUGCGCCUCCCUCUCCCCAACUGCGAAGUGGGGUUAACCUUAAAGGACAGGACACUGUAG
Messenger RNA from Lutra lutra (Eurasian river otter), 888 nucleotides. RefSeq lists its product as uncharacterized. The transcript has 2 exons. NCBI's taxonomy places the organism in Eukaryota, Metazoa, Chordata, Mammalia, Carnivora, Mustelidae. The record is from RefSeq and is a predicted model, not a curated record. The coding region runs from base 241 to 888 and encodes 215 amino acids.